UUGUGAUGUUUAUUUUAUUUUAUUUCUUGAUUCCAUUCGGUUUCUUGUAUUUCUGUUUGGACCGUCGUAAUCAUGGCAACCGCUAGAAAUCGUAGUGGCAACCAGAAGGACUCUGGAAUUUUCCACAUCGGCGAGCCGCAGUUCAAGGUGCCGCAAUCCCUUCGCAUGGAACGCGACUUCUACAGCUCCCGGCUGUUCCAGCAGAUGCAGCACGACCUGGAGAAGGUGAACCGCAGUCAGGAGCUGUCCAAGGAGAACCCCAUGACGCGGGACUUCGUCGAGAAGGCAGCGAUGACGCAGGAAAUGCAGGCGAUUAAGCACGCGGAGUUUGUGGAGAAGAAGCGUCGCCAGCAAUUGCGGCGGGAUUGCGAGGAGCUGAGGGAUUUGGCGGAGCAGCUGCGUCUGGCAGCCAUUUCCAAGGAGCUGGCCGAGAGUCUGGAGGAGCGGAAGCGCCAGCGACAAAUGACCGUGCGAGUGGAGGCCCAGGAAGUGGCCGACGAGCGGUGCCUAAUGGAUGAAAAGGAACGCGAAAAGGAGGCCGCUCUCAAGGAGGAACAGCGCCGCCUGAGGGAUUCCCUGGCUGGGCAAAUGGAGGAGAACCGGCGGCGGCGGCAGCAGGAGCACGCCCAGGUGAUGAACGACCGGGAGCUCAGCCUGCUGAGGCAGAAGCAAAUCCAGGAGGAGGAUCGCGCCCAGCAGCUGGAGGCGGAGCGCAAGAAGCUGCAGAAGCGACAGGACAUGCUGCAGUCCAUCAAGGAGAACCAGGAGCACCGGGAGUGGCAGCGGGCCCAGAACAACUACGAGCUGGGUGAUCUCGCCCAGACGCAGAGCGAAAUGGAUCGCAGAAAACUGCAGCUGGAGGAGGAGCGGCAGGAGGUGCAGCGCAAGAAGCAGGAGAUCAGCAUACGCCUGGGUCAGCAGGUCCUCGAGAUGGAGACCAAAAAACGUCAUCGGGACAACCUGCUGCUGGAUCUGCUGGAGGCGGAGUACACGGCCAAGAGUGACGAGCGCUUCCGCCAGCAGAUGCAGCAGGAGCAGGUGUCGCGGCGGCGCACCAGGCAGGAGUUGGAUCGCUAUCGCCAGGAGGUGGAGCAGCGCAAGAUGGCCCAGCUGCAGCUGAAGCGCGCGGAGAUGGCCGCGCGGCAGGAGGAGGCGCCGGAUGUGAGCAGCCAGGAGGCGGAGAAGCAGCUGGAGGACUACCGCAGGCGCAGGGCCCACGGAGCCACCUUGCUGGCCAUGAUCGAGGAUAAUCAGCGCAAGCGGGCGGAGGCCACCGCCGAGAAUGUGCAGUACUUCGACGCGAAGGCCAGGACCGAGGCCGAGCAGCAGGAGCGCAUCAAGCAGGAGCGUCUGACCAUGUUGGGCCAGGUGCCAGCCUCCGUGCUGCGGUAUUUGCCCAAACAUCUCCUCACUGCGACGGAUCGCGAGCACUUCUGUCACGAAAAUCUGCAGGCAUUGGGCGGUGGUGAUUCCUAAUUUGCUUUUAGAUAGAUAGACAAUUCCAAGAAGGUCAUGUUUAUUUUUAAUGCGCACUACUUUGGCCUCCCGAAAUAUACAAUUUCA
Messenger RNA from Drosophila takahashii, 1563 nucleotides. Its product is annotated as meiosis-specific nuclear structural protein 1. Gene Ontology annotation, cellular component: motile cilium. The record is from RefSeq and is a predicted model, not a curated record. Gene Ontology annotation, biological process: cilium organization. Lineage: Eukaryota; Metazoa; Arthropoda; Insecta; Diptera; Drosophilidae.